GUCAAGAGGAGCCUGGCAGCCUUUCAGCAGCACAAGCAGGGUUGCUCCUCAAGGGGUCUUGUCCCUCCACCGGGACCCCUCCGAGACCCGAGCCUCCGUCCCCAGCGUCUCCGUGGCGGUGACUGUGAGACCAACUGCAACCAGGACUCCUCCUGCUUCCUUCCAUCCCCUUCCAUGGCCACUGGCGAGCGUGGUCACCCCGUGGUGAAGGAGAUGAUGGUGCUGGACGUGCAGACCAAGCCCCCACGGCCUCACUGGUACGAGCUCUACCUGCAGCCCUGCGUGGCCGAGCUGCUGGGCACUGCGCUCUUCGUCUUCACCGGCUGCCUCUCCGUGCUCAAGGACUCCAGGGACACGGGGCUGCUGCAGCCUGCCCUCGCCCACGGGCUGGCAUUGGGCCCCAUCAUCUCCAUCCUGGGAGGCAUCAGUGGAGGCCACCUCAACCCUGCAGCAUCCCUGGCAGUGUGGCUGGCUGGAGGGCUGAACAUCACCAUGCUUAUUCCUUACUGGCUCUCCCAGCUCUGUGGAGGGGUGAUAGGAGCUGGCCUGGCAAAGGCUGUGGUGGAGCAGGAGUCCUACAGGAAUUCCACAGGAGGAGCCUUCAGCAUCAUCACAAGUGAUGAGCAGGUCCCCUCUGCCCUGGUGAACGAGGUCAUCAUGACCUCCUUCCUGUUCUUGGUGGUCUGCAUGGGAGCCGUCAAUGGGAAGACCAAGUCCCCGCUGGCUCCGGUCUGCAUCGGCUUCACCGUCACGGCCACCGUGCUGGCAGGAGGCAGCGUGUCUGGAGCCUGCAUGAACCCUGCCAGAGCCUUUGGGCCCGCGCUGCUGGCCGGCUGCUGGGACUACCACUGGGUGUACUGGGUGGGACCCACUCUGGCUGCCCUCCUGGUCAGUGGGACAGUGAGGUAAGUGUGGGGGACCACAGCACAGCUGUGCUGGCUGAUCCCCAGCAUGGUGGGGUUGGAAGGGACCUCUAGAAAUCACCCAGUCCAACUCCCCUGCCCAAGCAGGGCACCCACAGCAGCCUGCCCAGGAUCACAAUGGCCAGGAGGGGUUGGAAGCUCUCCAGAGGAGAC
Messenger RNA from Dryobates pubescens (Downy woodpecker), 1076 nucleotides. It is a transcript of the gene AQP8, whose product is annotated as aquaporin 8. Gene Ontology annotation, molecular function: water channel activity. The coding region runs from base 175 to 909 and encodes 244 amino acids. The transcript is spliced from 4 exons. Gene Ontology annotation, biological process: transmembrane transport; water transport. The record is from RefSeq and is a predicted model, not a curated record. NCBI's taxonomy places the organism in Eukaryota, Metazoa, Chordata, Aves, Piciformes, Picidae. Gene Ontology annotation, cellular component: plasma membrane.